This is a messenger RNA of Nezara viridula (southern green stink bug), 1577 nucleotides long. Lineage: Eukaryota; Metazoa; Arthropoda; Insecta; Hemiptera; Pentatomidae. The record is from the annotation of a GenBank genome assembly.
GUUGAAAGGUUAUAGUGUUUAAGAAAUGAUUCCUUAACAGUUAUGGACAAUAAUAUGACAAUAAAUGAUUUUAAUUCUGAUGGUAUAGAAACUGCUGGUGAUUUCUUAAGGGAGCCUAGUUCGUCUUGGGCAAAUGAUGAGGAAAAUGACAGUGAUAUUUUGUUUUUUCACCGAGUGGAAUCAGAUGAAAUUAUAUACCAAACGAAGAAAAAAAGGUGUAAAAUGGUAGGGAAAUAUGUGAUGGGUGAUUUAUUAGGUGAAGGUAGUUAUGGGAAGGUCAAAGAAAUGUUGGAUUCAGAGACUUUAUGUAGAAGAGCUGUAAAAAUUCUAAAAAAGAGGAAGCUCAGAAGGAUUCCUAAUGGUGAACAAAACGUUCAAAGGGAAAUUCAACUUCUAAAGUUAUUAAAACAUAAGAAUGUGAUAGAGAUGGUCGACGUACUUUAUAACCAUGAAAAAGAAAAAAUGUACCUAGUUAUGGAAUACUGUGUCGGAGUACUUCAAGAUAUGCUAGAAAGUACUCCUUUGAAAAAGUUUCCAAACUGGCAAGCGCAUGGAUAUUUUUGCCAGCUUAUGGAUGGACUUGAAUAUCUUCAUUCUCAUGGCAUUGUUCACAAGGAUAUAAAGCCGGGAAAUCUCUUGUUGACACUGGAAGGUACUCUGAAAAUCUCCGAUUUAGGAGUAGCUGAGGCUCUGGACAUGUUUGCACCCGAUGAUACCUGCUUCACCAGUCAGGGCUCCCCUGCGUUCCAGCCUCCCGAGAUAGCCAACGGAAUGGAGAGGUUUUCAGGUUUCAAGAUCGACAUCUGGAGCUCUGGUGUCACCCUGUUCAACUUGACGACUGGAAAAUAUCCUUUUGAAGGUGAUAACAUUUAUAGACUAUUUGAGGUGAUUGGUCGUGGUGAGGUUACAAUACCAGAUGAAGUAGACGAUCACCUUCGAAACCUCCUUGAGGGCAUGCUUCAUCGUGAACCUCACCUGAGGUUUAGCCUUCAGCAGAUCAUGUCUCAUCCGUGGGUCGUUCGUAAGCCAGCCUUGACAGAACAGAUCGUGCUGGUGCCACCGUUGAGAGGAAACUAUCGUCACUCGAUGACGGUGCUCCCGUACUUGUACGACUACCAUUACGGCCCGGAAGGUGGCUCCAACCAGUAUAUCACCGAGCGCCAGAUUCAAGCUGAGGAAAGGAGGCAAGCUGAAGAAGAAUUGGCUAAGCAAAAGUGCUCUGAAGGAAAGAAAUCUUGGACUUCGGGAAAGAAGUCUUCAUCAUCAAAUGCUUCUUCUUGCCUUUCGGUUCGCAAAUUGGCUACUUGUAACCCUUCCUGAUCCGCCCACAACGGGGAGGUUUGUCGCUGGCGGCCAGUGUUCGAAGUUUGGAAAACUUGACAACAAAUACUUUAGAGCGUUAUAUAACAAAUACAACCGUAUUACUAUUUGAUGCACGUCUUUCUCAGCUCUUUCUGCAUCGCGAUCUGCCUCUCAGCUGGCAUUAUGCUUCUCUUACUCGAUUUUUUCUUUGUAAUCUCUUCCACCUACUUUCUUUCUUUUCAAUACAUCAUUCCUCAAUUAAUGUUCAUAUAUUC